Medioppia subpectinata is the source of this 2062-nucleotide messenger RNA. The record is from the annotation of a GenBank genome assembly. NCBI's taxonomy places the organism in Eukaryota, Metazoa, Arthropoda, Arachnida, Sarcoptiformes, Oppiidae.
GAUUCUUCCGCAAACGAUGUCAGACCUAAUAGUCUUAAACUACAAGAGAGUCAUAACAGAGUUCUUAAAGUGGAAGUACUGUCGAGUCAAUCAAAAGUGUCUGUUAUUGUGGACGGAGCGACAAUAUUAGACGAUUCCGAUGAGAACAAAGGCCGUGGUAUUCAUGUGCUUGUAUUGCAUCAGUCGACCGGUUCAGUGAUGGCUCAGCGCUUGUUCGACACGUAUUCGCCACACGAAGACGAGGCCAUGUCUUUGUUCCUAUCGAUGAUAACUGACGGCCGGAUCAUAAUUAUGUGCAUCAAAGACGAGGGAACCUUUCAAAUGAAACAACAGACUCGCGAUGUGCUCAAGAGAUUGGGUUCGUUGCGAUCGCAACAGAUUGGUUGGCGAGACAUGUGGGCAAUGGUCGCCCAAAAGGGGGGCAAAAUGUUGGCCGAGAGUUACAACCGGUCGCCGGAGUUCAACAGUUGGGGCGCACCUGUGAUGCUCAGAGUGGAGAUCGGCUUGAGUUCGGCCCAAGAGAGUGAAUGUCAGGCUUGGGGUGAGGGCGAGGACAGUGAGCGGCGCAAAAACUUUUGCUCCCAUAUCGAGGGCUACGGCAGUGUCUGCAGCUGUUCAGAGCCGGCGCCGCUCACACUCACCGGUCGUGUCAAUCAUUCAGAUCCCGUGGCAGCGGUUCCCGUCGCUAUCGUCGCUUCCAAUCGACCCCAUUAUUUGUACCGUAUGUUGAGGUCGUUGUUAUCUUCCGGCGGAUGUAAUCCAUCGAUGAUCACUGUCUUCAUUGACGGCUACUUUGAGGAGCCGUUAGAAGUGACAAAACUGUUUGGUUUGCGAGGCAUUCAACACACGCCUAUAGGUGUGGGUAACGCGCGAAUCAGUCAACACUAUAAGGCCAGUCUCACCGCGACAUUCAAUUUGUUUCCCGACUCUAAAUAUGCCAUUAUAUUGGAAGAGGAUUUAGACGUUUCGCCAGAUUUUUUCAAAUAUUUUUCACAAACAAUGAGACUAUUAGAUGAAGACGAGAGCAUCUACUGUAUCAGCGCGUGGAAUGAUCAGGGAUAUGAACACACCAGCGCUGACCCAUCACUACUCUAUAGAGUGGAGACAAUGCCCGGUUUGGGUUGGCUUCUCAGCCGACGACUAUAUAAGCAACAACUGGAACAGAGUUGGCCCACACCUGAGAAACUAUGGGAUUGGGAUAUGUGGAUGAGAUUACCGGACAUUAGACGCAAACGCGAGUGCAUUGUUCCCGACGUCUCGCGAACCUAUCAUUUCGGUUCCUCCGGUCUUAACAUGAAUUCAUAUUUUCAAGACAUUUACUUUAAGAAACACGCCUUCAAUACAAUGCCUGACAUUCAGCUGAAAGACAUUGACAGUGUUAAGAAAGACAAUUAUGAGCGACAAAUACACGGACUGUUGCGGAGGGCCAUAGUUGUGGACCACUCGAAGAGUCCGUGCGAACACAACUUCAUUCCGGACACCAAAGGCCAGAUAUAUGUGGUGUUCAUCAAAAUGGUUGCGCCCAAAGACUACUCCACGUGGCUAUCGGUUGCCAAAUGUUUCAAGAUAUGGGAUUUGGACCCUCGAGGGUAUCACAACUCGAUGUGGAGGUUCUUCUAUAAGCAGAAUCAGGUGCUUGUGGUGGGCGUACCCAACAGUCCCUACUCUUCCUUCAAACCAUCACACGUGACGCCAAUCUAUUUGGAGGACAAGAAGAUAGACGUGAAUCGAUUGAAAUGAACAUCAAAUUAGUUAUAAAUACUUUCGUUGUUAAAAUAAUUGUUACAAAAAAAAGAGUUUCACUGUAUAUUAGACAACAUCUGCCAAACAGUUUUGUAUGAAUAUUGAUAAGCAUUUUGUUAUGAGAUUUAGGAGUGAAUGCAAUGAUUAGAUUAAGGCAUAUAUCAAAUGCCAAUGAAAUCAAUAAUGUUUGGGACAAACGGUAUUGGCUUUCGAAACGAAGAAAACAUUUUGUGCCAAACAUAUUGUCUAAUAUAUGGACAGCACUAACAGCUUAAGUCCCAAUCAAAUCAAUGACUUAAUUGUGCUGAUUAUUGAUGGC